AUAUAGUUAGCAAAAACUUUAAAUGUGAACCUCUGUUCACAGAAUUAUAACUCCCUCUUUCCGCGUAAAAAUCAGUAGGCGCUGUCAUGGCAGGUUUACAGGUUUUAGACGCAGGCUCGUUCAGGUUCUAGUUCAGGUAGGCUGACGUCAUUGAAGAGCGCGAGAGAGAAAAAAAAGCGGAUCUUUUCCUUCAGUCCGGUCGUCCGUGUGUGCUCUUCCUGUUGGGAAUGAUCGGUCACUGUACUCAAAUACAGCAAGAAAAAAGGGCUGGAAAAGUUGUGCAGAGCUAGGCUAAGUGGGAACAGCAGGAGAUCCCUGAGUUGGUGAGAUGGAGGAAGCAUAUGCUGAACUGUACCAGGAGUUUAUACGUCUAAGGUCACUUUGUCUGAGACAGGCAGCUCUGCUCCAUCAACUCACAACAGCCCUGCAGAAACAGCACGGUGCUUCUGUUCCUAAUGGAGAAGGGAAUGAAAUGAUUUCUAUCCCUGUCCAGUGCACCAAUGAAAUGCCUGUGUGUCUGUACAAAACGUGUGAUGCUGAUCACCUAUCCAAAAAUGGGGCGACUGCUUCUUGUCUCCUUGCUGAAAAUAUGUCAAAGCUCAGCGUGGAUGAGCCUUUUCAGAGAUGGCAAGAUCUGAAGGCAGAGAAAAUAGAUCCAUUCAUGUUAACUUUAGAGUCCUCGAAGCACCACGGAGGCUCUUCCUGCAAAUCAAAAACUCCAGGGCAAAAUCGUCCUGGUGAGGACAGGACUUUGUUUAAUGUAAGGAUGCCUGUGACUGACGGCACCUCUCUGACCGGCGACCUCCUCAGCUGUUCUGGUGGAGCACUGCUGUCAGACGUGGCUCUGCAGUCUCACGUGUGUGAGUUCUGCCAUGCGGUUUUUCCUGGAGACACAACCACAGGAGGAGAGUUCCUUCGGCAUCUACACACCCAUGUCACUUAAACAAAUUCUUCUUUCCAUUUGACUUUAUGACCUUUGCGGCGAUGAUGAUGAUGAUGAUGAUGUUUUAGCUAGAUAUGAAAGUUUUUCUUUUAGUAGCUGUUCACUUGAGAAAUAUUUAGUCACAAGUACAGUGCUCGUCUGUAGCCAUCAUUUUAUUUAUUCAUAACAGAUGGGUCUGAAUCACAUCUUUGGUAGGGAACAUCCAGCUUUGCUUUACCAGUUUUUAGUGAGACUUCAUCUUUUCAGUCAUGGGUGGAUGUAUGCAUGACCAGAUUUCAUUUAAGUAUUUUUAAACUGCUACUUGUACCAUGGUUGGCUCAGCCAUGAUAGCAUGCAUCAUGACUGUAAGUUUCCAACAUGGGAGCAGCUGUCCUUCAUACACACUGAUUGUGAUCCAACUCAGAUGUGAAGAAAAACCUCUGCCUAAUAAAUAAAUAAAUGCUCUUGCUUCUAUGUUCACAAGAAUAUAAGUUUUGUGGUAUUAACUCAAUUAAACAUUGUGAUAUUUUGUCAAAAAAUGCUAGAUUUUUCUACCUGAAAGUCUGAAUUUGAUUGUUGUGCUUGGACUAUUAAGAGAAAGAAAAAGGAAAUUACAUAUAAGUCGUUUUGUUAAUGCUUUAUGUAUUUGUAUGAUUUAUGGUAUGAGGUAUGGAGUGUGUGAGUUAAUGUUCAGAAACGGCUAAUAAAAAACAAGACAGAUAAAUCUUCACUUGAUGUGAUCCUACCUAAUCAACAGCAAAGCCAGUGUUGUUAAAAUAGGUUGAAAUGCCUUCAGACAUCAUGACAUGAUGAAUAUUUCACCUCUAAUUAAAUUAUCUUGGUUUUAGAUGUAAAUUCCAGGAACUGUUCAAGCUUGUUUGGUGAAAGGAAAAAAAAUCUCUCCCGUGUAUCACAUAUGGUAUUUAGAUCCUGGCAAUUUGGGAUUUUGAUUUAUUUGGAAAGACAUUAGGGCAUUUUGUCCUUUUCU
Messenger RNA from Melanotaenia boesemani (Boeseman's rainbowfish), 1910 nucleotides. RefSeq lists its product as uncharacterized. The transcript is spliced from 5 exons. Gene Ontology annotation, biological process: canonical NF-kappaB signal transduction. Bases 329 to 943 code for a protein of 204 amino acids. NCBI's taxonomy places the organism in Eukaryota, Metazoa, Chordata, Actinopteri, Atheriniformes, Melanotaeniidae. The record is from RefSeq and is a predicted model, not a curated record.